Saccostrea cuccullata (small rock oyster) is the source of this 1551-nucleotide messenger RNA. RefSeq lists its product as uncharacterized. Gene Ontology annotation, molecular function: DNA binding. Gene Ontology annotation, biological process: DNA recombination; DNA integration. The record is from RefSeq and is a predicted model, not a curated record. The coding region runs from base 1 to 1551 and encodes 516 amino acids. Lineage: Eukaryota; Metazoa; Mollusca; Bivalvia; Ostreida; Ostreidae. The transcript has 2 exons.
AUGGAUAGUUCUCCUCAGAGCCAGCAUCAGUUUGGUCACUUUGGUUUUGAUGAAAUACAAAUGGAGUUUGACGAUUUCGAUUUUGAGACAAUUGAUUUUCAAAACUUAGACAUGUUGUGCUGUAGUCAAGUAGAAGAUAUCACAGAAAACCUCAGUAUCCCUGCCUUUUCUGACCUCCCCAAGCCUGAGACCCCUGCCACCCCUCUGAACGUGCAUAAAAUAGGCAAUAGAUUUAAAGAAAGUACAGACGACGAUGUGAACAGGUUGUUUGAAGCACGCCAAACUCUCGCAACCAAGAAAAACACUAACUGGGGAUGUAAAUUGUUUCAAGACUGGAGCAUUGAGAGAAGAGGGGAGCCUGUAGAUUUAGAAGCAAUAUCACCAAGUCAACUUAAUAGUCUCCUUGAGAAAUUUUACUGUGAGGCAAGGCCCUUAAAAGAUGGGGAACUUUAUCAUAAAAAUACAUUGAAAAAUUUGAGAGGGGCUAUAAACCGAAAAUUGGCAGACCUAAAAAGAAACAUAGACAUUGUUAAAGACAAAGAUUUUAAAACAUCUAAUGGAGUCCUAAAUGGAUUGUUGAAAGAGCGUGUUAGGGAGGGCACCUCAAAAUCAACACAGCACAAAGACCUGAUCGAAAAAUGUGAUAUGGAAAAAAUAUCUACUUACUUCAAGGAUGCGCAACUUAACCCAAUCAUUCUCCGACAAUGCGUCUACUUCAAUAUUGCAAUCCACUUCAUUUCUAGGGGCCAAGAAUUUCAUCACCAACUGAAGUUGGAUUCAUUCUCUUUUCAAUCCGACGACACGGGUGCAUACGUUACACUUAGCCACGAGAUACAGCAAAAGAAUCACCAAGGUGGUUUAGGAAAUGUGGAAAUGAACACUGAUAAACGCAUGUAUGCUACAGAUACUGAAUCGUGCCCUGUAAGAAUGCUCCAACUAUUAAUUGAAAAAACAGAUGAAUCUGCCUCAUCCCUUUUCAAUAAAUACAACUCAGAAUCCGUUUCCCUACCAAAAAGUACAUCAAAAUGGUACCUAGAUGCCCCGCUUUCCAAACGAACAUUUUCAAACUUCAUGAAAGAAAUCAGCAAGGCGGCAGGCCUUUCACGCAUAUAUACAGGGCAUUGUUUAAGGGCCACUGCCAUACAACAUCUGAAUGAUGAGGGCUACGAAGCUAGACACAUCAUGUAUAUGUCAGACCACAAAAAUGAGGGGUCCUUGAGGUCGUAUAAUAGAAAUAUAUCAUCGACCCAGAAAAAAAAUCUUAGCUGCACUUUGUCCAAAAUAAUGAAUCCUACAAUAAAUGAACAAGUCGGUACGCCUACCUCAAAAUCCGAAUUUCCUCGACCUGAUAAACCAUUUGCAACUCAUGGAACUGUAGUACCUGCUGGUACCGGUCUCUCGUCGCAGUCUUUCAACAACCUUGCGUUGAACAGCAAAUCUUCCAACCGAAGCUCAGCACUAGUGCAGAAUUCGUCAUUUCUGAACUGUGAAGUCCAUUUCCACCAUCACCAUGAUCACCACGUUGUGCAGGAGCCAAAUCACGCAGACUGA